Molecule: messenger RNA, 183 nt
Organism: Rotaria sp. Silwood1
Lineage: Eukaryota; Metazoa; Rotifera; Eurotatoria; Philodinida; Philodinidae
Source: the annotation of a GenBank genome assembly
AGUGCUCGUUUUGAAUCUAAUUCACAACGACCCUACUUCGAAGGUCAUGAACGCUCUGAUGUAGUACAACAUCGUAAAAAUUUUGUACAAUACUUUCUUACACGAAAAGAUUCAUAUUAUUUGAUUACUGAAGGUGAACAACCGAAAUGGAAAACUCAUACAGCUGAAAUUCCAACUAUUUAG